Molecule: messenger RNA, 1055 nt
Organism: Salvelinus sp. IW2-2015
Lineage: Eukaryota; Metazoa; Chordata; Actinopteri; Salmoniformes; Salmonidae
Gene: mrps18b
Product: mitochondrial ribosomal protein S18B
Biological process (GO): mitochondrial translation
Cellular component (GO): mitochondrion; ribosome
Molecular function (GO): structural constituent of ribosome
Source: RefSeq, a predicted model, not a curated record
CUGUGAAAGGCAAAAUGGCAGCAUCCAUACGAGGCAUUGGAAGAAUUUUAUGCCGUGUGACCCCUUUGCUUUUACAGAAUAUUCGGCAGAAUAAGAGUUUACCUGUCAGGCUUUGGACCCAGGCUGUGUUUCCAGGUGUACAGUCCAGCCUCUCUCUCUGCACUGCAGCCUCACCUGAGAUCCCCAGUGAUGUCGGGGAGGCGCUUGCCCGCUACAAGGACAGACCAUGGGACUACCUGGAGAGCGAAGAGUACAUAGCGCUCUAUGGAACCAGUCCAGUGUGGUCUGACUACAGGAGGAACCACAAAGGAGGGAUUCCUCCUCAGAAGACGCGCAAGACUUGCAUUAGAGGAGACAAGAUAUGUGGGAACCCCUGUCCAAUCUGUCGAGACUCCAAUGUCAUCAUCCACUAUCAGAAUGUGAAGCUACUGCAACAGUUCAUCAGUCCAAAUACAGGCAUUGUCUAUGACUCCACACGGACAGGAGUGUGUCAGAAACAGCAAAAGCAGCUCAAUCAGGCGAUUGGCACUGCAAGAGACCAUGGGCUUCUACCCUUCCAGGUUCCUCAUGUGGACUUCUCAGGAGAGGACUACUCCAACUGCCAUGACGCAGUGGGCUCAACCCCUCCUCCCCCCACCAUUACCUCUGGUGAUCCUUGGUACCGGUGGUACCACACCAUACAGCCAGACGAGACUGAAGUGGCUAAAGUCAAGAAGACCUAUAAGGCAUAUUUGAAAUAGACAAGACCUACCUGAAAUUGAUGAGGAAUUAUGAGGAUUUAAUUAGGUGUUUCUGGAUAAAACACAGUGUCAAAAUAUUCAGAUUAAGACAGUGUUUUUGGACCUUAAGCUAAAUUGCCUUUCAUAUUUCUAGUUUUACCCAAACAAUAUGCUAAAACACGUCACAGAUUAAUUCCAGCCCCUUCUCCCAGGCUACAAUUUAUCAGCUCAGUUACAGUACAUGCACCAUCCACGAGUAAUCUGUCUAAUCUCAUAUCCAUGGUUUUGUAUUUAAAGAGCAAGUGGUACAAUAAAAACAUGUAAGAUGCAAAAUCA